AUGGCCAACGCCGCUCGAUUGGCACGCGAUACCCUCGCCGACCUGACCCUGGACUCGAGGGACCCUGACGCAGCGAAGGCACAGGUGCUUACACUCCACAGCUCUGCUCGAGCUUCGUGGCGACAGGACCGCGCCCUCGCCAACCACCUUCGCGAUGCCACCGAGCUUGGCCGCAAGGCCUUCACCGCUCACCCGGCCGCCGAUAAGGUCGCUCUCGCCGAUGUCGGGGCCUUUGCGACGCUGGCCUGCGCCAAGGAUGCCGCUUCGUGCGCGGCGCGCCUGCAGUUCGCUGCCGGGAUGGCGCGGCGGGAAUGUGCUCGUCAUCGUGCCGAGAACGGUGGCACGUGGCAGAAGCGGGCUAUUGCUCCUACCUUCGCGGCGAGUUGUGGAAACCUGCCCACGGGGAUCCUGCUGACGAGCGCCGUUCGCUUGAUCACUGUGAAGGACCCUGCUGGGAUGCACACGGGGAUCCAGGCGCAUUGUCAGCCCACCCUGGAGCAUUGGGAGGCCAACUUCGCCGCUGUGGGCUCACAUCUGGACGCCGUGUUUCCGACAGUUCCCAUGGGCUUCAAGUGGGCCAUGCUGGUCGCGCUCUCGAAGGGGGGUAACCCGCCUGGUCAGGAUGAGUGUUUGCGUGCGCCGAAGAACCUCCGCAUGCUCAGCCUCAAGACUGGCGACGCGAAGUUCCUGGCUAGCCGCCAGAUCAUCAGUAAUAUCUGGGAGCUGGAUGCCAGCUCGAAGCGCCUGAGCAUGAGCGCCACGGCCGAGACGGACAUGUACGCGCUGAUCUUCAUGCACAUCGCGGCGGCGUUUCCGAGCGUGUUUCGGCAGUGGCUGCGCUCGGUGCCGAUUCGUGCUGGGGUCUGCCGCGGCAUGCUCAACAUCGCCGACUCGCUCUACCACUUCCCCCCGCUAUCCUUCAUCGACGGUUGUGGCACACGCCAGGCUCUGCUGGUCGCCGAGACGGGCUGGACUGCAGGACUCGUCCAUGUAUGUACCGGCGACCUGGGCAUCAUGAGCAGCCGUAUCCAGCAGCUCAGCGCAUUGACUCAACACUUCUUGACCGCGGAGUUAUUCGCGGGUUUCAAGCUGAACGAUGAUGCAGCCCUCGAUCUCCGAGGGCUGAUAGAUGGAAAGCUGUACGGCUCGUGCUGGAGAGACCCCUUUGCCAUCGUUGAACACUGCAUGUGUGCGACUGCAGGCGGUGCGUAUCCGAUAUGCCGUGGCUCGCUCCACCUUCAUCCCAAGCGCAUGGUGGUGCACUUUGAUCUGAAGGCCGCGGAGUGGAUGAAGGACGCCUGCAGCCGUGCUGCUGCGUUGACGAGCCUGCUGGUGAUGCCUCUGCCACGCCUGCUGGUGAUGAUGAGCCUGGGCAGCGAGGUAGACGACGUGCAGUGCGAAUACGACCGUGCCUUACUGAUCGAGGUACGUGCCACGAGCUACACGGCAUACAACGGCAUGGUCCACCUGUCUGACGCCGUCAACGCCGAGAGCGUGACAACGCACCAUAAUACAUACCACGACGCCAAGGCCCGCCUCCGCCUGAGAUGUGGAGCCCCGCGGUCCGCGGGCGACGCGGCGCGAUCCAUCAGGAAAAGGCUUCCCUGGAGGCUCGGUUGCAAGUUCCACCGUAUCAUCCCCAACUUCAUGGUCCAAGGCGGGGACUUUACCCACGGAGACGGCACUGGAGGCACCGUCGUCCAAGGCCCAACAUUCCCGGACGAGAGCUUGAAGCUCAAGCACACGCUUCCCGGUAUGCUGAGUAUGGCGAACAGCGGCAAGGACACGAACAAUUCGCAGUUCUUCAUCACCACAAAGGCGUGCCCCCACCUCGACGGCAAGCACGUCGUCUUUGGCAGGGUGCUCGAGGGCAUGGACGUGGUGCUGAGGAUGGACAGCUGCGGCGGUGCAGAUGGCAGGCCCCGGAAGGACGUCGUUGUUGACGACUGCGGCGUGUUGAAGGGCGGGAAGCGCGUCGCCAACGAGGACGGCUCCGGCGCUCCGCCUGGCAAGCGAAAGAGGGCCGUCGACAUGCCAGCCGAGGUCCACGUUUUCCACAUCCUGAAGAAGCACAAGGACUCUCAG
Molecule: messenger RNA, 2085 nt
Organism: Prorocentrum cordatum
Lineage: Eukaryota; Dinophyceae; Prorocentrales; Prorocentraceae
Source: the annotation of a GenBank genome assembly